Momordica charantia (bitter melon) is the source of this 518-nucleotide messenger RNA. NCBI's taxonomy places the organism in Eukaryota, Viridiplantae, Streptophyta, Magnoliopsida, Cucurbitales, Cucurbitaceae. The record is from RefSeq and is a predicted model, not a curated record.
GGAUUUGAGGAGUCGAAGAGUGCGUGUUGUGGGCUGGGUUGGUACAACGCGAGCAUAGGAUGCGUGGCAAUGGAGAUGGCGUGCAGCCGAGUGGGGAGGAGCGUGUGGUGGGACUUGUACAAUCCGACGGGGGCUGUCAAUUCGCUGCUUGCGGAUUCUGCGUGGUCUGAUCAGCCCUUCUCCAGCUUCUGCCAUCCAUCCACCGUUCAGGACUUGGUAUGGCCUUAAAUCAAUUCAUUCAUUUACGUGGGUUAUUUGGUUGUUUCCGAAAACUCAUUUGAUCAAUUGCAAUUUCUCUCUUUGCAAGAUAAAUGAAACUUCAGUUCAUACAAAUGAAGGAAAAAAGGUUGCAUAUCAAUCACUAAGUAGAUAUCUCUGUUUGUUUUUUUAGAAAUUGGGAAUAGAGAAUAUAAGAAAAUGAAUUAUAACUCCUUAUUGCUAAGUGGUUAAGUUGGGCUCUAUAUGUUGUCAACAAAAGAAAAGAUUAAUGGUAAUAAUUGUGUCCAGCUUCAGUGAAA